Meriones unguiculatus (Mongolian gerbil) is the source of this 4729-nucleotide messenger RNA. RefSeq names its product MIA SH3 domain ER export factor 2 (gene Mia2). Gene Ontology annotation, cellular component: endoplasmic reticulum membrane; endoplasmic reticulum exit site. Gene Ontology annotation, biological process: endoplasmic reticulum to Golgi vesicle-mediated transport; protein secretion; vesicle cargo loading. Gene Ontology annotation, molecular function: protein binding. The transcript has 30 exons. The record is from RefSeq and is a predicted model, not a curated record. Lineage: Eukaryota; Metazoa; Chordata; Mammalia; Rodentia; Muridae. Bases 162 to 4358 code for a protein of 1398 amino acids.
CGAGCCGGCACACCUAUAGAACAAGGUAGCUACAGAGGGACUGAAAAUACUCUGCCUUUUUCUCUUGCACUACAGAAGGAGUGUCUGCUGUUUUGCUGGCAUGUCUGCGACCUAGCAAGCCCUCCAGUGCCUGUUUAGGAUUCCUGGUGGCUUGUCUAAGCAUGGCGGAAAUCAGUGUUCAAAGAAUCCUUCUUUUGGUUGUUUCUCUGACAAAGUGUCUGAAGGGCACGGAGUUGCUGGCACACCUUAAAAAGUGUGGUGACUUGGAAUGUGAAACUUUAAUCAGCAGAGUCUUAGCCCUGAGAGACCACACGGGACCUGACUGUCGAUACCUGAACUUCACUGAGGGGGAAGAGAUCUCUGUUUAUGUUAAGCUUGCAGGAGAAAGAGAAGAUUUGUGGGCAGGAAGCAAAGGAAAAGAUUUUGGAUUUUUUCCCAGAGAUGCAGUCAAGAUUGAAGAGGUGUUCAUAUCCGAAGAAGUUGAAAUGCCAACUAAAGAAUCUGACUUUCUUUGUCUUCUUGGAGAAGGGUACAUAUUUGGAAGUGAACACAGUGAGUUAAUCAGUGGUGACGACGAAAAUAUGUAUCCAUAUGAAAACGAUGAAGACCAAAAAUAUGAUAUACAAGGUGAUUUCCAGCCAGAGCCUGACUUUUAUACAGAGUUUGAAGGGACUUUGUUUGAAGAGCAAAUUUCAGCACCAGAAACUCCUGAAGAUUUCAGAAUUUCCAGUGUGUCAAACGGCUGGAAAGAGGCCGGAAACGCAGGCAGUGGCGAGCAGGGUUACACCCCAGACUGGGACCAGGCCUUGCCAUCUCUGAGUGUGCCAGAAAAGCAAGGAUGGUUUGGACUGAGGAGAGAAGAAGCUGAAGAGAAGCCUUUUGAACCAGAUACUGAGCCCGCACAAGAAAGCUCGUUUCAGAGUAGGAAAUUAACAGUGGAGGAGGAGAAUGACCUGGAGAAAUUAAACAACGGCGAACCCCAGGUAGAACUUGAGCAAGAUCCAAAAUCACAGCUUGAUUCUGAGGCACCAGAAACCAGCUCGGUGCUGGAGGAACAAUACGAACUAUCUUCUGAGUCGGAGCAUGUUCUCAAACCUGAAGCCAAUGCCUGGUUUGGCGGCGGAUUCACAAGUUAUUUAGGUUUCGGAAAGGAAGACACAGGACUUGAGUUAUUGUCGGAAGAAAGCAAUCCGCCAUUAGAAGACGGUCCCAAUUCUGUUCCACUGGAUGAAGAAGCCCCGCCUCCAAGCAGGGAAAUAUCAACAGACAAGGAAGAGACAGUCAUUAAUGACAGCUCAGUCCUCAGUCCAAGCUGGUUUUAUUUUGGUUUCGGUAUGCUAGGCUUUGCACAAACUAAUAAAGACGGAACUACCUCUGACAAUGGGGAAAGUGAAGAUGGUGGGGGAGAUAGCCACACAUAUCCUAUAGCGAGUGACUUUGACCCGGAAAAGAAAGAAGAAAGGGAAACGAUAGCAGCUGUGGAAACAGAAGAUCAAACAGGCAAGGAGAGCCCCCUGGAGAAGAAAGGUGAUUCUGGUUCUAUGCUAUAUCUAAAGAAGUUCUUUGAUAAUCCUUGGAGCUUCCAGAAUCUCCCAGAGGACACAGAAUCACCAUUUUCCAAACAGAUACUGGGUCAAGAGGCUAUAGUCGAAAAUGACAAAACUGAAAAACUUUCCACUGAAAAUUCUCCCACAGAUAGGACGAAAGAUCCCAUGAUGAUGGAGAGCAGACACAGUCCGUCAGAUAUGGCUUCUGAAAUAGAGUCAUCUCUGAGAGUCCAUGAAGGAAUACAUUUAAAAAUCUCAUCCUCUAAAAGGAAUGAGGAAGACUCCAGAUCAUGUGUGGAUUCCGAAGUGCCUGCUGUGGCAGAAUCAGACAGCACUGUGGAAGAUGCCUUGCUCGGUGUUCAGCUGGUUUCUCAAGCAAAGCAUGUCUACGGCUUCAUGAACUCUGCACUUUCACCAGCUGAAAUUCUUAUAGAAAGCGUUGUGGCAGCAUUGCCUGACGAUAUGAGAGCAGACUUUAAUCCCAACGGUUUUUCAUUGGAACUGGCAAUAUGUGUGCUUACUAUUGGACUGCUUGCCGUUCUCUUGUUUCUCUGGAGAGGCUUCCGAUCAAUUCAAAGCCGAUUUUAUGUGGGAAGAGAAAAAAAACUCGCUCUUGAGCUUUCUGCACUAAUUGAAGAGAAAUGUAAACUACUUGAAAAAGUUAGCCUUGUUGAAAAGGAGUAUGAAGGCUUAGAGUCAUCGUUAAAGGAGGCCAGCUUUGAGAAGGAGUCCACAGAAGCACAAAGUUUGGAGUUUGUUGAAGGAUCACAAAUACCAGAGGCAACCUACGAAAAUCUAGAAAGAUCCAGAUCUAAACUUGAAGAAGAAAUUAUCCUCCUAGAGAAGAACUUAGAAGAAGAGAGAGCUAAACAUUCUGAACAAGAUGAGUUGAUGGCUGAUAUUUCAAAAAGGAUUCAGUCCCUAGAAGAUGAAUCAAAAUCUCUCAAAGCACAGGUAGCUGAAACCAAAACAACCUUCAAAAUAUUUGAAAUAAAUGAAGAGCGACUUAAGGGAACAAUAAAAGAUGCCUUGAAUGAAAACUCUGAACUUCAGGAAAGCCAAAAACAGCUUUUACAGAAAGCCGAAGUAAUGAAAGAACAAGUGAAUGAACUCGAGAAACAGAAAGUAACAUUUGAAGAAUCCAAAGUACAGGUGGAGCAACUUCUAAAUGAUAAAGAAAAUCAAAUCAAGACUCUGAUAGAGAGCCUGCUAAAGAUGAAAGAUUGGGCUGCUGUGCUUGGAGAAGACAUAGCAGAUGAUGACAAUCUGGACUUGGAAGUGAAGGGUGACCUAGGAAAUAAUGUUCACUUAGAUAAUCAGCCAAAGGGAGCUUUGAAGAAGCUGAUUUAUGCUGCUAAGUUAAAUGCUUCUUUAAAAGCCUUAGAAGGAGAGCGAAACCAAAUUUACACUCAGUUAUCUGAAGUGGAUAAAACAAAAGAAGACCUUACAGAGCGUAUUAAGAAUCUCGAGUCUGAACAAGCAUCUUUGCAGUCAGAAAACACACAGUUUGAAAGUGAGAAUCAGAAACUUCAGGAGAAACUGAAAGUAAUGACUGAGCUGUAUCAAGACAAUGAAAUGAAACUUCACAGGAAAUUAACAGUAGAGGAAAAUUGCCUAUUAGAGAAAGAAGAAAAACUUUCCAAAGUAGAUGAGAGAAUCAGCCGUGCAACCGAGGAGCUGGAGACCUGCAAACAGCGCGUCAAGGAUCUUGAAGAAGAGCUGGAGAGAACAAUUCAUUCUUACCAAGGGCAGGUUAUUUCUCAUGAAAAGAAAGCACAUGAUAAUUGGCUGGCAGCUCGGACUUUUGAAAGAAAUCUCAACGAUUUAAGGAAAGAAAAUGCUCUCAAUAGACAAAAAUUAACUGAAACAGAGUUUAAAUUGGAACUUUUAGAAAAAGAUCCUUAUGCACUUGAUGUUCCAAAUGCAGCAUUUGGCAGAGAGCAUUCCCCAUAUGGUCCCUCACCAUUGGGCCGACCUUCAUCUGAAACGAGAGCUUUUCUCUCUCCUCCAACUUUGUUGGAGGGUCCACUCAGAUUCUCACCUUUGCUUCCAGGGGGAGGAGGAAGAGGCUCACGAGGUCCUGAAAAUCUUCUAGACCAUCAGAUGAACACUGAAAGAAGAGACUCGGGCUAUGACAGGUUAUCUGAUGCUCCUAGAGCACCUUCCGACAGGUCCCUGUCACCUCCAUGGGAACAAGACCGGAGGAUGAUAGCCCUGCCCCCAGGCCAACCGUAUUCUGAUCCAGCUCUACAAAGGCAAGAUAGGUUUUAUUCUAAUUCUGGUAGACUUUCUGGACCAGCAGAACUCAGAAGCUAUAAUAUGCAUUCUUUGGAUAAAGUGGAUGGGCAAGUAUCAUCAGAAAUGGAAUCUAGUAGAAAUGAUACCAAAGAUGAUCUUGGUAACUCAAAUGUGCCUGACUCUCCUCCCCACGUUGAGUGCAAAGCAGCUGGCGGUGGCUUUGUUCCUCCACCUGUUCCUCCACCGUUUCCCCCAGUCAGAGACCCAUUGUUUCCAGUGGAUCCAAGGAGCCAGUUCAUGAGAAGGGCUCCCCCUUUCCUCCCACCACCUCCAGGAAACAUGUAUGCAGAUCCUCGAGAUUAUUUUCCACCAAGGGACUUCCAUGGCCCACCACUUCCUCCAUUCCCAGGGAGAAAUAUGUAUGCACCCAGGAGCUUUCCACCAUACCUUCCUCCAAGACCUCGGAUCUUUCCCCCGUUCCCACAUCCUGAAAGUAGAAGUGAGCGUGCCCCAGACUUGAUUCCGCCUUCAAAAGAACCUGCAGCUGAACCUGCAGAAACACAGGAGACCUGACAGUGGUGCUGGUCUCAUUGGCAGUCAUUUUUUUCUCGUUUUCAGUUUAAGUAACUGCUGUUACUUAUGUGAUUAAAUUUUUGCUCAAAUUGAAGCUUAAUGAAAUUAUAAUUCUCAGGAUAGUAUUUUGUAAAUAAAGAUGAUUUAAAUAUGAAUUAUGAGUAAAUUAUUUCCAUUUUAUUUUAUUCUAGAUAGUAUAACUAUUUUACUUUGAUUACCUCAUCUGUAAUUAUGGUAGUUUUAUAUAUCUAAUCGUAUAGUUGGGGCUAUCAGAAGGCUGUGUCUUUAUACCAGGCAUAUGUUCAUCAUGGUUGUAGACAAAUGUAAAAGUAACUUUAUGUUUAAUCCAAUAAAAUUUUAAUUGAUUUAAA